UUUGGAUGGUCAGUUUCACUCACUUCCCCAGUUUGGGAAUAAUUCGCUGCCACUGCUCAGGCAGUAAGUUAAUAUUAUGAGCUGGCUUGCACAGGUGCAUAAAUAAGCACGUGAAUUCCUGAGAAGUGUUGGGUUGAUAUGGCCAAAUUGUGCUUUUCUCUUAUAUUGAUAAAUUUUGAAUAGGUGUGCUGAAUUCUGUAGAAAUAUUCCCUGUGGAGAACACUGUUGGCCUUGUUUGCCAAGUACUUCUUUGUUUCAUGAGACUUGGAGGAUUUUUUUCCUCCAGAUUUAAGUUCUGUGACUCUUUGCACUGUGGAUGGUGCUCCAUAAUAGAAUUUUAAAGUUUCAGGUAAAUUUUAGUAAUAGCUUAUUUCUGAUGCACCUUUUUUUUUUUUUUUUUUUUUUUUUGUUUUUGUUUUUGUUUUAGGUCUAGGGUAGAAGCAAAAAAGCUUCUUGUGAUGUCAGGUGUCAGUGAAGAAGGGGUGGUGUUAUAAAUAAGCUAUUUAAAAAGAACCCAAUAGUAGAAGCCAAAUGUCUCCAUCUUCUAUCCAUUUUAUUAAACUGUGUCACACUUCACUUCCAUUUGUACAGUAGGUGUUCUGAAGCAAUUUAUUGUGUACUAGAGAUAAUUAGGUCUUCGUUUCAUUGCAGUUAGUGGGUUACUUUCAGGAAAAGCCAGUUUUUCAGUUUGUCUUCAGGGUGUACAUCUGUCAUAACUCUGCUUUCUUCCCAUUCUGUCUCUGCAGCUGUUCAGUGCAGUUUGUUACAGUGACACCCGUUAACAUGGUUACAGUUAAUUGUCUGUCAGAGUUUGAAUUAUACACUCUUUUACCCAGGGGUUUAUGCAGCCCUUGAAAAUACUUCAGUAAGAAUUGUGCUGUGGAAAACCUUUGACAUGAGGAUGUAGAUUUUUCCUUUUUUUUUUUUUUUUUUACAAUCUGGUUCUGUUUAGCUAUAUGCAUAACAAGGACUGACACACUUUACAUCUUUCUCUUUGAUUGCCUCUCUACUUGAGGUCAAACUGAGAGAAGGAUUAUGUGGGGUUCUUAACUUUGCACAUGGUAUGUGGCACAUGGGGGUGUGUGUGUGCAUGCUGUUGUCCCAUUUUCUUGGGGUAGUGUCUGGAUUUCUGCCCUUUGCAUUUUUUACACUCUUAUCAGUGCAACUCCUGGGACUUCAGUGUGGGAGAAAAAAAGGAAAGGUCUUGACAUCCAUGUCCAGUGGGGUCUUUGGGUUUUGUUGGUAAUUUAUCUCUUGGAGAGGUAAGGAGGGAGUAGCAUGGUAAUGAACACUGCUAAAAAUAAUGAAUUUGCUGUGCUCUGUCAGGUUGCUGAGUCUAACCCAUUGCACUGCAUCUGUCAUCCAAUACUGGGAAGUGGACAACAAAGUCUGUAUGCCUACCUGCAUCUAGUUGUUUGUGUAGAUUAAGAUGUUUAUUGCUCAGCUCCACAAGGAUAUAUAAAUUCAAAUGCUGUUGUGUGGCCUGACAUUGAUUAUAUUGGAUUAUUGUCCUGUCAUUUCAUUUGCACAGCAUUUACAAGUGUUUUGAAAAAGGCUUCCCACGCUCUCCAAAAUACAGGAGUCAGUUUCAGGUGGUGUAAUUUUGCCUUCAAAACCAAUUUGAGCGAAGGCACCAUCAAAGUCCAGAGUUGCAUUCUUAUGUUUAAAGUUUGUAACUAAUAAUUGAGUAAAACCCGAAGCUUAAGCAAGCAUGAUUAAAAAGGAUGGAAAAGCGACUGGUGAUGUGUUUCUGGAAAACAGAGCAGCACCUUCAGCCUCUGGAAAAGCAGAGUAGGGUGUGUUGUAAGCUGUGUUUGGCCUCACAGUGCUGCCCUGCUAUGGCCAGCUCAUCUGAGGGUGACUGAGGACUAAAAAGGCAUAAUUGGUGCCAUUUAUCAUGGUGAUGUGCUUCCAUGAAGUGCUCUUGGAUGCUUUGCUGCCCAUGGAAUUGGAGUACCAUUGCCAGCAGAAUGGUGGCUGUUUCUUGGAAGCUGUUUGGCUGAAGGCUGGCAUUAGCCUGAGCCCAGUUUGGUUCCUCCCUGAUGAGUUGGUAAAUGUUAACUAGAGUGUUGGGAGAAAACAUGAUCAGCAUGCUCUGUGUUGGACUGACUGAUUUCUGAAAGGAUGAUUUUAACAGAAAGAAACUUUUGUCUUUUGAGGAAAUGAAACUGAAAGUUUAUAUAUAAAAGUUGCUGAGUUACUAAGAAUUCACAGGAGUCACUGGAAGGUGAUAGAGAGUGUGGCUUGGUGAUGCAGCCUUUGUCAGCUUAGGGUUGUUGGACUCUGCAGCAGCUUUUGAAGUGCUGGGCUUUCUCUUCAGGUGAAGAGUGUGUUGGGCAAACACCCUUUGGGGGCUGGUGUAAGAAUUUGGGAUAAACAGGUAUAGAAAUGUUUGUUAGGAAAUCCAGGGCUCACCCACAAGCACUGCUUGACCGACUGUGUCCUCGCUUCAGAGCGCUGUUCCUUCUGCAGAGGGGUUUGGGAGCUCAUUCUGUGGUAUGGGUGGGUGCAGGGGAUUUUUGUGGGAACUACUGGGCUGGACAGCAAUUUUGUGAUUGCAGGCACUUAGGAAUUGAGCUCAGUCAUCUGGGUGUCUCUUCCUGCCCUGCAAGUGUUGCAGGCUGGGGUGCAUAGCUUUUACUCCCGCUAUUAAAGCUGGUCUCGAAUGUUUUACUGUUUUUGUGCUUACAUAGGAAUUCUCUUUGCUUACAGCCAUAGUGAUCAUAGUGUAUGCCUGCUGGAACAGGGCAAAAAUUUGCAGUAUCAGUCUGCAUCUAACCCUCACUAUCCCUAACCCAUCUUUGUUUUUAAUGUACACUUUUUAGCAUGUUUCUUGUGUGACUUUGGGUCACCCACCACCUGACAGAAACCAGUAGGAUUUCAAUCUGCAUGGUUCUAAGUCUCACUAGCUAUUCCAGUGCUGUCUCUAGAACAUGUGUUCUGGUGUGUGCAUAUGAACAUCUGGUGGCAGCUGUUUAAAAUUAUUUUAGAGGCUGAAAAAAGCAGUUCUAGUGACAAAAGUUCCAGGGGGUUAAUCUUACGAGGUUUGAGUCUUGCUCUAAGAAGCCAAAUGCUGGUUUUUCGUCUGUGAUUUAGCUCCCUGUAAACUCAGGUUAGGUUCAAAAAUGGGAAAAUCAGAUCUCUGAGUUUUAAUUUUUUUUUUUUCCUCCACAUGGAUCUAUAAAACAAUCUCCCAGGAGCUUCAUCAAAGAGGAUAUUUCUUUUAAUGUUAUUAUUGAGAACACAGGCUUUUCAGUGUGGCCAACUUCAGAUGCCUGACUAGAGUGGACAAGGAAAUUAACUAUCUUAUCUAAUACUCUGUGCUCAGGAAAGUGGCUUCUGCUCUGGCUUAUUUCCUGAAAAACUCUGGAGAGUGCUUAAACUGGGAGGUGUGAUUACCACUCUUUCCUUCAAAAAGCAACCAAAAAGGGGAUGGUUGGUUUGUUUUUUAGAGACACGUGGUAGGAGCAAGAAGGUUCCAUCUCUUUCCUUAUUUUUUUGAAUUUGCAGAAUGUAUGUUAGGGGAAGAUCAAGUAAAAAUGAACUUGUCCAGAAAGAUGUGAAGAAACAGAACUCCAAAUUUUCUUGUUUGUUGCAAGUUCACAGGCUGCCUGCUGUUUCCCGGGGAGAUCAUGAAACGCCAGCGGCUUCCUAGCAGCAGCGAGGACUCUGACGACAAUGGCAGUCUGUUUACCUGGUCCCAGCAUUCCAGAUCUCAACGUCGUAGGACUUCUUGUUCCAGAGAUGAGGACCGGAAACCUUCUGAGGUGUUCAGAACGGACCUGAUCACUGCCAUGAAGUUACAUGACUCCUUCCAGCUGAACCCUGAUGAAUACUAUGUGCUGGCAGAUCCCUGGAGGCAGGAGUGGGAAAAGGGAGUUCAGGUGCCAGUUAGCCCAGGGACCAUCCCAGAACCAGUAGCCAGGGUGGUGUCUGAGACAAAAGCCGUCACCUUCACGCGGCCCAGGAAGUUCAUCGUGUCCUCGGGCGCGGAGCCGCCGGAGCUGGGCUACGUGGACAUCCGAACCCUGGCAGACAGCGUGUGCCGCUACGACCUCAACGAUGUGGACGUGGCAUGGCUGCAACUUGCCAAUGAAGAAUUCAAAGAAAUGGGGAUGCUGGAGCUGGAUGAGUACACCAUGGAAAGGGUGAUGGAGGAGUUUGAGCAGCGCUGCUACGAUAACAUGAACCACGCCAUCGAGACGGAGGAAGGGCUGGGCAUUGAAUACGAUGAGGAUGUUGUCUGUGACGUCUGUCAGUCUCCAGAUGGAGAGGAUGGCAAUGAAAUGGUGUUCUGUGACAAAUGCAAUAUUUGUGUGCACCAGGCGUGCUAUGGGAUCCUGAAGGUGCCCGAGGGCAGCUGGCUGUGCCGGACCUGCGCGCUGGGCGUCCGGCCCAAGUGCCUGCUCUGCCCCAAGAAGGGCGGCGCCAUGAAGCCCACCCGGAGCGGCACCAAGUGGGUGCACGUCAGCUGCGCUCUCUGGAUUCCGGAGGUGAGCAUCGGAAGCCCUGAAAAAAUGGAGCCCAUCACAAAAGUUUCCCACAUUCCCAGCAGUAGGUGGGCACUGGUGUGCAGCCUUUGUAAUGAAAAAGUUGGAGCUUCUAUUCAGUGCUCAGUGAAAAACUGCAGAACAGCCUUUCACGUCACCUGCGCGUUUGAUCGCGGCUUGGAGAUGAAGACCAUCUUGGCAGAGAACGACGAGGUGAAGUUCAAGUCCUACUGUCCCAAGCACAGCUCCACCAAGAAAGCGGACGCUGAGACUUUGAGUGAAAGCCCAGGUCAGGAGAACAGGAAUGGGAUUCAGGACAGCUCCCUUCCUGCCCACAUGGACCCCUUCCACACCAUGGAUCAAAACCAGGAGGAGGCCCACAGGGUCAGCCUCCGCAAGCAGAAGCUCCAGCAGCUGGAGGACGAGUUCUACACGUUUGUCGAGUCUUUGGAAGUGGCCAAAGUGCUGCGGCUGCCUGAGGAGUCGGUGGAAUUCCUUUACCAGUACUGGAAACUGAAGAGGAAAUCCAAUUUCAAUAAGCCUUUGAUUACCCCAAAGAAGGAUGAGGAGGACAAUCUGGCUAAACGGGAGCAGGAUGUUCUGUUCAGGAGGCUGCAGCUCUUCACACACCUCCGGCAGGACCUGGAGCGGGUGCGUAACCUCACUUACAUGGUGACGCGGAGAGAAAAAAUCAAGAGAUCUGUUUGCAAAGUUCAGGAACAGAUAUUCAACAGCUACACAAAGCAGUUGGAACAAGAAAGAGUUUCAGGUGUGCCUUCCUCAUUCUCCUCCAUGGAAAACACGGUGCUGUUCAACAGCCCGUCGCUGGGCCCCGACGCCCCCAAGAUCGAGGACCUGAAGUGGCAUUCUGCGUUCUUCAGGAAGCAGAUGGGCACAUCUCUGGCCCACUCCUUGAAAAAACCCCACAAGAGAGACAGGGUAAGAGACAGGUCUGGGAACGACAGCAAAUCCCUGCUGGGGCAGCCCAGCCCGAGGGAAGGAGGCGCAGCUCCAGGCAGCUUUUUAAAUUUUGACAAGCCCUUUGCUGAGACGCGGGUUGUGUCGGCGCAGCAGAAAAACAGCGCCGUUCUACCAGAGCACAGGAAGAGAAGAGACAAUCGCCCGCAGUGCGAGGUGGCGAAAGCAGAGCUGAGGGAAAAGACUUCUAAACACAACCACAAACCGCUGAGACCCACGGAACUCUCUCAGAGGCAACUGGAAAACAAAAGGGCUGUGAACCACUCCGGUGGUAGGUCAGCGCCUGGCACUCGGAGGGAUAUAGUGCCUAAAUGUAACGGGGGUCUGGGCAAAGUAAACUCUCAUCAGACAGUAGUUAAAGUGCCUACCACACCCACGAGCCCGGGGAAAAACUGGGGCGGAUUCCGAAUUCCAAAGAAGGGGGAGAGGCAGCAGCAGGGGGAGAGCCUGGAGGAGACCUGCCGCCAGAACUCCGGCUACCCCUACCUGGGCGUGGGCAGAGUUCCAGCCAAGGAGAGGACGAAAAGCAAGUUAAAGCCUGACAGUGAGAACGAUGGCUACGUCCCCGACGCCGAAAUGAGCGACUCGGAGACGGAGGUGGCUGAGAAGAAGUGCAGGCAGCAGAGGCUCAGCCCCAGCAGCAGCAUCGGCAGGAGGACAGACAUUAUUCGGAGGAGCAUCCUGGCGACCUGACUGGACACAGCACUAGAUGGGGGCACUAGAGUCACUGCCUACAAGCCAACUCCACCUUACUCAUCAGUGUGAGAGAGGAGCAUUCUUGGAGCUACAGACUGACAAAAUGAAAGGCCAUUUUUUUCUGAGUUGUAUAAGUAUGUUUACAUGCACUUAAAGCUGUUUUAAGCUCUUUGGUUUUGUUUUAUUUUGUUGUUUUUUUUUUUUUUCUCUGCCCCAUCCACACCCCCCACCCUCCCCAUUUCUGUGAGAAGUUGGAAUCUCCCUUAUUUGCAACUUUCUUGAGUAGGCAGAAAAGUGACAUCACUACUAAAACAGGAGUUGGGAUGCACACAGCUCACAAAAAUCUUCUAAAAGGGGCUGGAUGUGGGGUAGGCGGAAUCAGGCUGUAUUCAUCCCUUCUAGCUAAAAGGCACUGAAACUUUGACUCCCUUCCCCUGACUUCUGGAAAAGCACAAGCUCUUAAUUUAACUCGUGUGUAUUGAAUGGAAGAUGGUUGUUAGACCAUACUGCACUGCACUGGUAAGUCCCAUUAGAAAUGUUCCCUGUCCCUGGGCAGGGGCAACUCUUUCUUCUCUCUUUGCAGAAUGUGUUCUGUUGUGUUCAGUUUGAGCACAGGUGGCAGCUCAAACUAUGCUCCAGAGUUUACUAAAUGAUGACCAGGCACAGCCACAACGUUGCACUGGAGGAGGAGGAAGGGACAGGGCAGGGCUUGAAAGAUUGGGACUGACACAAAGGAUGUUCCCAAAUGGCUCAGUUCUGAGCAAGGAGUGGGUUUGGGGGUUCCAGCACUCCAUGGAAUAACCUGUCACCCAUAGUCAGGCACCUGCUUUUGGGAGUGUGAUGACAAUUCCAGACAGAAGUUUUCUAUGGCACUAGGCAGGAGGAUUUCCCAAAGGCCACCACAGAUGCACUAAUGAUAUGUACUGGGAGAGUCAGGCUUAUGACACUAAAAGGUUGCUUUAAAUGGACACAAAUAUAUAUUUUUAAAUAGGGUAAACCACAAAGGCAAUACAUUUGUGAUUAGCUCUUUACAGUCAAGCAAAGAAAAAACUAUUUCGUUCUAUUAUGGAUUAGAUUUGAUGGAAAAGGGAACUUGUAUUCUGACUGUGUACUUUUUUAAUAAUUGCAAGUGGCAAUAAUGAGUAAGCUGUGAGCAAUAAUAUAAACAGGUCGUGAGGAUACUGUUUUGUACUGAGAAGAGUGAACACAUCGCAGUGGAGCAUUAGGAGCCUGUACAUUUUGGAAUUUUUCAUAGAUGUAGGAGAGGUAUGUACUGGUGAAAAAGUUGUAGCAGCAAUGUGUUAACGGAGAGACAGGCAUAAAGAACCUCCUUCUCCUCCCCUUUCCCACUCCCAGCCUGCUGUUAUGGCAUCCACUCACCUUGGAAUGCCUGACCUUUGCCUCCCGAGGAGGGAACACUGACAACACACAAUUCCUCUGCCACAGGACUGAGGAUUCAAUCAGAAAAUAAGAAAGGCUUAACACCCUAUCUUGCUAUGCAAGGUAACGUUAUCAAUUAAAUAUUUUACCAGAAUGCAUCCCUGUUUUAAAACUCAGAAGUCUUAACCUUUUGAGGAAGGGGAAUGUUAUGUAAGGUAAUACACUUUCAAAAUCCUGUUGCUGGUCUCAAGAAGUCCCAAGAAUAAUACAUAACUUACAGAGGUGGUAGUCAGGUAGGGCACUGGUGACUGAGGUUACACAGUCACUCUUGGGAUGUCUUCAAAGUACAAUCAGCAGACAGAGAAAAGGCCAGUAAGUUCUACUCAACAUCCAGCAACAUUCUCCAGACAGGCACUGGUAUUUUCUGUAAGAAAGAAGCUCAUGACCACACAGGAAUUGUCAAGCCAUGGGUGGAAUACCCUAAAUUUGGAUUCUGAGUAAACCUUUAACCUCACAGCCCUUGGACAGAGGUACCUUGUUAAUUUGCACUAUAUCAGGAACACUUCUGUUGUGCAGAGUGAAUGCCUUAGCUGCUGUGUCCCCUGGCACUGAGGGCAGAAAGCUUUGUGAGGUUUCCAGUGGAGCUGACCCCAAACCAAAAAGGCUGUGGUACGACCAGCUCUGUAAGUUAGUUUUGUCCCUGCGCUUAGCCCUCAGCAGGAGGUGUUACAGGUACUGCAGUGGCAAACCCACCCCGUGUUUUACUGGGAUUUGGUGGAUUUCUGUUUCCAAGCGUGACCUUUCCUUGUGCUGACCGACCAAGAGAUCUUUGAUAUGAUCCGUGUGUUCUGUCAACCGUAGGCUAGCUGAACGUCUGUAGAGUUGCCUGGAAUGCCAUUUGUUAGGUUAUAAACUCACACAGAUCUAAAUGAAGGGUUCAUGUUGUGUACAAAUCUUGAUUUCAGAAGUUUGAGACAAUUGUGAUGACAUUUGUAAAACUUGUACAGAUUUUUCACUAUGUGCCUAGCUUUGGUGUCCAUUCAGCUGAAAUUAAUUAAAAGGUGCAUGAAGAGAAACAGAAAUAAAAAAGUAUAUGUAGAGAUGACUAUUUUAUAUUACAUGGCCCAAUCCUGUAUUUAUUUUCUCCCUUUUUUGAAGUAUUUCUAAAGACCUAGUUGAAACAGCUGUAUUUUUUGUUAAAAUAUUCCGUAGAAUUGUGCCUUUUGUCUGUAUGUGAAUAAAUGCUGUACAUUUUUGCA
Molecule: messenger RNA, 8803 nt
Organism: Taeniopygia guttata (zebra finch)
Lineage: Eukaryota; Metazoa; Chordata; Aves; Passeriformes; Estrildidae
Gene: JADE1
Product: jade family PHD finger 1
Biological process (GO): regulation of transcription by RNA polymerase II
Cellular component (GO): histone acetyltransferase complex
Source: RefSeq, a predicted model, not a curated record